Molecule: messenger RNA, 2837 nt
Organism: Poecilia reticulata (guppy)
Lineage: Eukaryota; Metazoa; Chordata; Actinopteri; Cyprinodontiformes; Poeciliidae
Gene: chad
Product: chondroadherin
Molecular function (GO): protein binding
Source: RefSeq, a predicted model, not a curated record
AAAAAACAAUAGCGAAGUCUGGGAGCGUGCACAGAACCAAACUGACCUCAUGCCACGUUGUCAAACGUUCACCUGGAGCCUCUGACAGGGGGGGGAAAAAAAUACGAUUGGUGCUUGUUGCCAUUUGUUGGGACGUGCGUCCACCGUGGUGCGCUGGACGUCAGAACGUCCCUUGCUGCAGAGACGAGAUGUCCACGGGCGCUCUGUGAGGGUUAAAUUCUCACUGACACUUGACUUCCAUGUGCAGACCUCUCACUUUAACCCUCCUCAUUUUUUCCCUCCUCAAGUAAAUGUUAUAAAUAGCGCUGUGUGCUCGGCUCAUCGGCAAUCCUCCUCUCACCUUUUGCUCACUCCUCCUCUCUGUUUUCCUCACAGCUCUGUUGUAGCUUCUCCUAACUGCUCCCGUCAAGGUUUUUCUUUUUUUUUUUUUUUUUGGUGAAAGUUGCUCUGACGGAGGCCAUCAGAAUGCGCUCUGCGUCCUGCGUGCUGUUGUUAGGAAGCUGCAUCCUCCUGGGGCUCCCGGGAGUCCAGAGCCAAUGCCCGAGCCCGUGCCACUGCCACGGAGACCUGCAGCACGUCAUCUGUGACAGCGUGGGGCUCAAGAAGAUCCCUCAGGUUUCGGAGGCCACCCGUCUGCUGAACCUGCAGAGGAACAACCUGGGCACCGUCCCCUCGGGGGCCUUCAGCGAAAGCAAGGGUCUCGUUUCUCUGCACAUGCAACACUGCCAGAUACGAGAGAUCGAGUCCCAGGCCUUCAAGGGACUGAAGAAGCUCGUCUACCUCUACUUGUCCAACAACAAGAUCAGCAGCAUCAAGUCGGGCGCCUUCGAGGACCUCACCAUGCUCACCUACCUGUACCUGGAGGGGAACCAGAUGAGCGAGCUGUCCAAGGGGCUCUUCUCCCCCAUGAUCAACCUCUUCGUUCUGCAGCUCAACAACAACAGGCUGCGCGAGCUCCAGCCAGGGACCUUCGCGGGCGCCAAGGACCUGCGCUGGCUGCACAUGAGCGGGAACGAGCUGACAACGCUGCACCCGGGGUCUCUGGACGAAGUGGAGAACCUCGCCAUCCUUCACCUGGACAGGAACAGGCUGUCCACCUAUCCCAGUGCCGCCAUAAGCAAACUGCGAGUGGUGGAGGAGCUCACGCUGGGAAAGAACCCCAUGAAGACGAUCCCAGACAACGCCUUCCAGAGUUUUGGUCGCUACAUGGAGAAACUACACCUGGACGACAUGGGCUUGGAGAAGCUAUCUGCUGAUGCAUUUAAUGGUGUGACAGCACUUAAGUUCCUUUAUCUGGACAACAACAACCUGAAGUCUUUGCCCAGCACUAUGCAGCUAAGUGUCGACACCAACAUGACCCUCUUCAACAACCCCUGGACCUGCUCAUGCCAACUAGCGCCACUACGCAAGUGGAUGGACUCCCGCCAAAAUGAAACAGAUGCAAUUUGUGAAUCCCCUCCUCCACAGAAAGGCAUACAAAUCAGAAAAAGCACCGUUUUCAAGCGCUGCAAGAGCGAAAAGAACAAUAAGGGCAAGAAGACAAAGAAAUCUCGGACUGGUCGACGUCAGUAAACCGUCAGCUGAUCAGGAGGCACAGAGAAGGAGCCUGUCCAGGUGACCGGCUGCAGCGAAAGCAACACUUACCGACUCUGCUUUGAGACUGUCAUGAAGAAAAAGCUUUACGCUCUAUGCUACACAAAAAACAUACUCUUUUCUUUAUAUCAUUUAUAUCAAAGACUGAAUAAUAACGUGGACGCAGAAAACGAAGCAGCAGGAGGCAACCUGAACAGAAAAGUGAGAUGUUUUUAUUCUCCCUGAUGCAGCGGAGAUCUUGGUUUUAUUGAAGUAACUCUAAAGAUUUAGUUCACAUCUACGACUGUUGAUCAGGACUCAGAAAAGACCCAGAACAUCGAAAUGUGGUGCUUUCCAAAAGGUAUUCACGUCCCUUAAACUACGGUGUGUUUCAGUGGGAUUUUAUGUGAUAAACUAACACAAAGGAGUGCAUAACUGUUAAGAGGAAGGAGAGUGUGCAAGUUUUGACUUAUUUAAUCAAAUCUGAAAAGUGUGGCAUGGUAUUCAGUCCCCAUAAGUCAACACUUUCCAGAAGAUCUUUUGGGGUUUAUCUUAAUGUUUUUUACAUCCAGGGACUAAAACUUUUGCCCAUUCUUCUUUGCAAAGCAGCUCAACGUCACUCAGACUAGAUGAAGAGCAACAAAUCAUCCGUUUUCAAGUGAUGCCACAAAUUCUCAAUUUAACUUAGGUCUGGACUUUGACUAGGCCAUUCCAACACAUACAUGCAUUGAUUUAAACACAUUCUGAUUGCAUGUUUAGGGUUUUUGUCCAGCAGCUGAACUUUUGCCUUUAUUUCAAGUCUUUUACAGCCUCUAACAGGUAUUUUUUUCCAGGUUGGUCCUCUGACCAGCUUAAAACAAAAUGAUCCAUUCUCUCCCUUCCUCUUCAAAUGUAUGAGCUGCUUUAUGUUAGUUUGUUAUCUAAAAUCCCAGCUGAAAUUUGUGGUUGUAAUGUGACAAAAUGUGUGGAAGUUUAAGCUUAAAGUGCACGAACACUUCUACGAGGUGUCGUACGUCCAAAACGACACAAGAACAGGUGAUUCAGAAAUUAUUUGUCUUUUCAGUGUCCUUCGUUGUAAAAGGGGAACAGGGUAUAUUUUUCUUCCCACUGUGUGCAACAAGAUGACAAAUGUAAGAUUUCUAUGAUUUUUUUUCUUUCUACUAAAAUAUGUUUGCUCAUUUAUUGUAUAUUCUGUGUGUUUAUAUUUCACUUUUGGACGGGAUGAUAACUGUUCACAUCCAAUAAACCCUUUUUUAAAAAGUAAA